CUCUGGCUAGCUGGGUCAGUUGUUUUGUGCCAGGCCAUCGGUCGACUACAAUGUCCACUCGACGCCGACAACGUGACAGCAUUUAUCGAUUUUUGGCACCCCCAGUGGAGAGCUAGGUGUUGUUGAGGAAAAAAGCUCCUGCCCGCAGACUACAGACCCACUGGGUCGGACAAACGGCGUUCCCAUGAGCAUGCUGGGUUUUGUCUAUCUGGUUCUAAUCCUGGGCUGGAUACUGAUCGUCCUGUUUCUCAAAUGCAAAAAGUCCUUGGCAGCUCCGUUUCGGUUUGGGGAGAACUACACCGAUGCCAUCGCAGACCGUCGCCCUUCGGUGCAUGUCAUUCAACUGCAACAUGAUGAUGUGGAACGCGAGGAUCACUACCUGGACAACUUUCACCGGAACACUGAGAACCUGCAGCGCUACUCGCACCGUUCCCAGCGCUCCACACUCGAGGAGCGGACCAUCGAGCGUACCUACCCCACGGAUGCGGUUAUCAAUCCAGCCUACAUGCACGACGAGGACUAUAUCAUUAAUGCUCCACCACCAUCGUACGAGGAGGUGAUGCGACAGCCGCAGGUCUAUCCCCAGGUGAGGCACAACAACCACAAAGCCAGCGACGUGAAUAUUUAGUUCUGAAAGUUGGAAAGGUCAUCGAACUGUAUAUAGACAUACUGUUUGUCUUGUUCAGCUGUGAUUUACAGAUACAUUUUUGGUUUCCUUUUUAUUUGACUUGCACCUAACAUAACAUAAUCAAUUCGAUUGAUUGAACUUAGGCGGCCCUCGCCGUCUGGCACAGCGAAUAAUGGUAGUUUACAUAAAAAAUGUACAAAAUGAUUUACAUAAGUAUGAUUAAAAGUUAUGAUUAAUGAUUACAAACAGUCAGUCCACGUGUGCAAUUGUUACAGAUUGUAAUUGUAAAUAAAAGUGAAUACUAAAAAAAAA
Molecule: messenger RNA, 940 nt
Organism: Drosophila ananassae
Lineage: Eukaryota; Metazoa; Arthropoda; Insecta; Diptera; Drosophilidae
Exons: 3
Coding region: 185-628 (147 amino acids)
Source: RefSeq, a predicted model, not a curated record